This is a messenger RNA of Pogona vitticeps (central bearded dragon), 1078 nucleotides long. Lineage: Eukaryota; Metazoa; Chordata; Lepidosauria; Squamata; Agamidae. The record is from RefSeq and is a predicted model, not a curated record.
CACGGAUUAAGAGCUUGGACCGUCCCUGUGAAGAAGCACAGCUGCAAAAUAUCAUUUGAAUGCAACAGAAAUAGUUCAAUCCGCUUUUGACUCCCCGCUGCCGAUAGAACGUCGUAGGCUCAGACGGGUUAAAGGAAACCAGACAGGCGCUGCUUUGGACAGCCCAUUUUGGGGCUUUCCCGUGCAUUGUGAACUGGUCUUAGAAAAGAGGUUUAUGGCUUGAGGCGUUAAACUUCAAGGCUUUGAGAGUUCCUGGUUUGGAUGGGCUGUCGGGCUCCGCCCCCUCAGUUUCAUUGGUUGCAUUGUUCCCUCGGGGGCGUGGGUGAGCCACGUAACCCUGCCCUCGGAUGUUUGGUUUCCGUUCAGUGUGGGAAUCGGUGGAAGGGAAGCGAAUGGCUUUGCCCUCAGUUCACAGGUGCCUCCAAUGUGCUGGUUCAAACAGAUGGGAUUAACCAGAAGGAACAUGAAAUAGUAAAGAAAAAUGCUCGGGUACUCCAGAUGUACAACAAUUUGCAGAAAAGGUACAAUAAAGAAGUAAAAAUAAACCAAGGACAAAGUGAAACAAUUGCAACACUUUCUGCUAAAAUUAAUGAACUGGAACAUCAGCUUCGGUUAGCAAAACAAAAAGUGAUGGCAUUGGAAAGCAAGAUUCCAGCAAAGAACAAAACAGUUCAGUUGAAAAGAAAAGUUUCAUCUCAUAAAUGCAUGUGUAAAAAGAAGGGGAGCUGUUCUUGCAAAUAUUUAGACCAGUUGCUUGUUGAGAUUCAGCGUCUGAAGAUGGAAAAUGAAACUAUAUCGAAAGAAAGAAGAAUGUUGAGAAAUGAAAUUGCUGCUUUAGACAAGGAUUUUUUUGAUGAAAUAGAAGAUUUAAAAUAUGCUCUUCAAGAAGCCAUAAAAAUGAAUACUCGGUAUGAAAGGUGUUUGAAACAACUAAGUUCAACUUAUGGAGUUACCCUUACAUCAACUUUGCCAGCUGCUAAACAUCGAGGAUCUCUAUAGAAACAGAAUUCAACCAAGAUUAUUAUUAAACUGAAAGUACUGUCGAAAAUUACUUAUUAGGAUAGCAUUAUGUUCAAUA